Mercurialis annua (annual mercury) is the source of this 1403-nucleotide messenger RNA. Its product is annotated as heavy metal-associated isoprenylated plant protein 9. The record is from RefSeq and is a predicted model, not a curated record. Lineage: Eukaryota; Viridiplantae; Streptophyta; Magnoliopsida; Malpighiales; Euphorbiaceae. The transcript has 5 exons. Bases 294 to 1220 code for a protein of 308 amino acids. Gene Ontology annotation, molecular function: metal ion binding.
UAUGCCAACUCUGCUCCACUAAAUUCUCCCCCUCUCCCUUUUCCCUACAGUUCUGCCUGCUAUUAUAUCCAUACAAAAUUUUCUUUAAUUUUGUUAAUUUAGUGGCAUUGCAUGUGCUCUUGGGAUCACUCAAUUUUAUGCUCAUCAAUUAGCCCCACCGUCCAUCCUUAAAUUUUAUUCUCGAUUUUCUCAUUCUUUUCUACGUAUAUAAGCUUCCUUUUCACUACUUUCAUCUCACUGAACCUCACUUUCAGCAAAAUUACACUCAACUUCUACAUUAGUUUUAAGUGAAAAUGGGCGAGGAAGUUAAGCAGGUAGAGGCAAAGCCAGAAGAGAAAAAAGAGGAAGAGAAGCCGGCAGUUGAAGAGAAGAAGGAAGAGGAGCCAAAGGCAGCAUCUCCUGUUGUGUUGUUUGUGGACUUGCAUUGUGUUGGGUGUGCCAAGAAAAUUGAGAAUUCCAUUAUGAAAAUUAGGGGUGUGGAAGGAGUAGAGAUAGAUAUGGGUAAAAACCAAGUGACCAUAAAAGGAAUAGUGGAACCACAGGCUAUUUGUAAUAGAAUUAUGAAGAAAACCAAGAGAAAAGCUCAGGUUUUGUCUCCAUUGCCUCAGGCUGAGGGUGAACCAUUGCCCCAACUUGUCACCUCACAGGUUAGUGGAUCAACAACUGUGGAGCUUAGUAUAAAUAUGCACUGUGAGGCCUGUGCUGAUCAACUUAAAAGAAAGAUACUCAAAAUGAGGGGAGUACAAACGGCUGUAACAGAGUUAAGCACAGGAAAAGUAACAGUGACAGGCACCAUGGACGCAGAAAAACUUGUAGAUUAUGUUUACAGAAGAACCAAAAAGCAAGCCAGAAUCGUACCACAGCCACAGCCAGAACCAGCACCAGAACCAGAACCAAAACCAGAAGAGAAGAAGGAAGAAGAACCAAAACCAGCUGCAGAAGAACCAAAACCAGCUGCAGAAGAAGCAAAACCAGCAGCUGCAGAAGAAGCAAAACCAGAAGAGAAAAAAGAAGAAGAUAAAAAAGCAGAACCAGAAGAACCCAAAAAAGAAGAACCUGAAACUAAUAGAGAAGAAGAACAUGAAAUCAUAACAAUGGUUGAUGAGGACAGCAUGAAGAGGAUGAUGUUUAAUUAUUAUCAACCACUUUAUGUGAUGGAAAGAAUUCCACCACCUCAGCUCUUCAGUGAUGAAAAUCCUAAUGCAUGUUCUAUUUCAUGAUCAUAUGUAAUUAUAUAUUAGGUUUAACUGCUAUAAAAAUCACGAACUUUAACGUGUUUUAUAAUUUUAACAUGAAUUUUAAAAUUUGCCAAUUCGGACACCAAUUUGUGAAUUUUUGCAUUCCAAAACACCGAUCACUUUUCUAUCAAAAAAAUGUUGAUGUGGACGCCGGAAUAGUGUUUA